GAACCAAAAGAAACACAUGCGAGUCGAGAAACACCUCGCCGCAAUUCUCUUCGCUUUAGAAUGCAAUGCGCGUAUAUGCCACCAGGUAUACCCCGCUACGGUCGUGACGGCACGGUAAAUCCAUCUCUUCACAAGUGGUCUCCUUGCAUUGCGGAGGCCUGAGGUUAUGCGCACAUCGCCGACGCUAACGUUUGUCAUUCCUGACCAAAGUGAAUACCAGAAACCUCUGCAAAACGAAGAUAAUAUCAAGCAUGGCACUGGGCUUAGAAAAUAAUGAAGGCAGCCGAAAAAAACUAACAAGAAACGACAGAAAGACAACACAGCGACAUCGAAGAUCUUUGUAGGAGAGCAUGCAUGGCCCGUGAUUAGAAGCACCUGUCUUCCGUGGUCGCCAUGACAGUCGCGGACCAGACGACCGCCUGUGCCGACAAGAAGAAGGGGCCCGCAGCCGCCUCUCCGAGCAACGGAAAGAAGGGAAUACCUCGCUAUGGUCCGGACAGCGUGCACAGUUGGAUGACGGCAGGAGCAUGUGCUUUUGCAACAUUUUUCGGUGUCGGUGGAAGAAGGUCAAGCGGCUUCUUGUACGUGGCUAUAUUGGAUACGUUCAACGCCACCAGGUCACAAGCUGCAUGGCCCAUCAUAUUACUUGGCGGUGUCCUACUACUCACAGGACUCGUUGCUGGGCCAUUAGCGCACCGGUACACAGCAAGGCCGGUGGCCAUAGUCGGCGGUACUAUUGGAGCCCUCGGCCUCAUCGUAUCCUAUUUCGCAACCAACAUUGAAUACCUCGUUUUCAGCUUGGGCAUUGUCCAUUCCAUCGGGAGUGGCAUGCUGUUCGUCGUUAUUCCGACUGUCAUCAACGAACACUUCGUUCGGUACAAGGGCCUUGCCAUGGGCAUCAAUUUCGCCGGCGCCACCAUGGGCACGUUUGUCUUUCCAAAGUUCCUCGAAUUGGCGACCAACCAGUACGGAUUCAAAAGUGCCCUUCUGCUCUUCGGUGCUCUUUGCCUCAAUGCUGUUGCCUUCAGCCUAUUCCUGCGUCAACCUUCAUGGUUGAAGAAAAAGCUGAAGGAGCAGAAGGAGCAGCAAGUUCAGGCGGAGAAGUUGCGCAGCGUAAACGAUACUUCAGGGCACCCCGUCAAUGGCUGCCGCAUCGCUAUUCCGAACGGGCUAGCAGACGACAAGACAAGUGUCAAGAAGCUCGAAUUAGUGCCUGGAUCAUUUCGUCACGGGCUCACCGUGUUCUCGUGCCCCAUGUUUUACGUGGUGAUGUACUCUUACAUUGCGUUCAGCUUCGCGUUCGAGUGCUACAUCUCGCUGCUGGUGGACUUCACCAUCGACCGCGGAGUCAGUGUGUCUAACGCGGUGACCGUGCUCUCCACCAGUUCCGUGGCUGAUCUGGUCGGUCGGCUAACACUUCCUGCGCUGGCCGACAAAGGAUACUUCACUCGGCAAGCCCUGAUGACCGUCAGCUUCGCGUGGAUGGGAUGCCUCUACAUCAUGCUUCCCUUAGCCGAGAGUUACGCCGUGGUGUUCGCCAUGGCAGCUGCGAUUGCUUUCUGCAUCGGCACCACUGUAGUGCUUUUCUCUGUGCUGUGUGCAGAGUAUGUGGGCAUCGAGCGAGUGUCUAUGGCCUACGGCAUGGUGUCCGCUUCGGCAGGGAUGACGUCGCUAGCGAAGCCACUCGUCAUAGGUUACUUCCGGGACAAGGUGGGAUCCUACGACAACCUGUUUCGCCUGUGCGGCUCCACAGUGACGCUGGCCGCCAUCAUCUGGAUCUUCGUUCACAUCAGGAUCUGCGCCACCUCCAAGCAUACGUGGACGUUGGGAAAUGGCACACUGUGUGGCUCCCAGGACGCCAGUGUAAAAAAGAAGAACCAACCUUGAAUCGGCCGUUCUCGAAGCGAACGCGAAAUAUGAGCGCGUUGCGAAUCACACAUGCGCUUUUGAGCCAACGCCCCUCGUUGGCGCCUGCAUUAUCUGCAUGAAUAUGCUUGCGCGAGAUUCCUGUUGCUGAACCACCAUUCGCGAGCGUAAAUCAUUCCGGCGCGUGCGGGUUGUGUGCGUUGGUGAAUUCCUUCUUAUCGCCGCGCGCUAUAGAAGCGAAGGAGUGACCUGCUUUAGUUUCGUACAAACGUCUGUCUACAGAGCCACCCACACACUACUAUUGCCUAUUGAAAGACCUAUCAAGAGUUUUGUUGAGUGCGGCACGCGCUAUCCGUGGUUUUAAAGAAGACACUUCGACUCGCUUGGAGCUGCAAUUAUACGCAGUGACGAGUUUUGCGUAGAGUGAAUGUUAGGUCGAAGGACAAGCUCAAUGGGUGGAGACCACAAGCGUUGCAUGCUGUACCACUGUACCUUAGCUCUUUUUCUGGCUGUCAGGCACUGAACGACUGCAUCACAAAUUACUUGCAUCCCCGACAAUUGGUGCUGGCCCAUUUCCAGUGGUUCUCAUGAAUCGGAGAUAUUGAAAUGGGGUCGGGUGUUGCAGCGGUCGGGUGUUGCAGCGGCAUUUCUGUACACGAAAGUUUUUUCUUAAAUUCGUAUUACAGAAGGGUGUGUCCGAAGAAAAGGUUACAAUAAUAACUUCUAUUAGUAACUAUGCAUACAUGCACGACACUGCAGACAAUCAUCUAAGAUAUGACGAAUGUCUUGCGCCAUCAUUUUUGUCAUUAAUUGUACGGCAUCUAUGGCUCUUCAUCAUAAAGUGAAGAACAAUACAAGCGAAAACUACCUCCACACAAUACGUUGCAAUAAACACGAAUAAAAAGAAUUUGUUUGCCUCCCUGUGA
Molecule: messenger RNA, 2792 nt
Organism: Dermacentor andersoni
Lineage: Eukaryota; Metazoa; Arthropoda; Arachnida; Ixodida; Ixodidae
Product: monocarboxylate transporter 9-like
Biological process (GO): transmembrane transport
Molecular function (GO): monocarboxylic acid transmembrane transporter activity
Source: RefSeq, a predicted model, not a curated record